Messenger RNA from Meira miltonrushii, 2082 nucleotides. RefSeq names its product HPP-domain-containing protein. The coding region runs from base 1 to 2082 and encodes 693 amino acids. The record is from RefSeq and is a predicted model, not a curated record. Lineage: Eukaryota; Fungi; Basidiomycota; Exobasidiomycetes; Exobasidiales; Brachybasidiaceae. The transcript is spliced from 7 exons.
AUGGCAGGUCCUCUGGCCAAAAGGAAGCUACGUUCUUCCGCACCACAGUCACAACUUAAUGCAAAGCGGCGAUUGCAAAAUGCGUCAGGAUCUCGUACUAGCCUUGGAAGCGGCGGUAACAGUUUGAGAGAGGCUGCAUUGCAAGAACGUGAACUUGAAAGACAAGAAAGAGAAAUGGAACGAAGGAGACGAAAGAAAGACAGAAGGUUGGAUGAAUUAGAGAGAGGUCAAGCCACAACAGCAGGAUGGAAUGAAUCGAGUAAUGCCAACGUUCCAGCUUUAUCUACUUCGGCUGCUGCUAUUGCAGGUCUCUUGGCCGGACAACAAUCUUCACAAAAUGAUGAAAGUUUUGAUGAUUUAACCAUAGAGGGAGGAGGGAGCAACAAUACCACAUCACAAAAGAAGAAGCAAAGCGUAGAGUUGAAGAGAUUAUUGACGCAUAGACGUGGUUUGAAAGCUUUAUUGGAGGAUGCUAUUGCUUCUCCAACAUUUAAAGAGGCGCCUGUGAACUUUAUCACUGCAACUCGGAUCAAAUCUCGUUAUCCUUCACAUCGUGCAACAGCGCCUCUUUUUUACAAUGUACAGCAACCCACGAUGAAACCCGAUGCGAUAGGCCUUUAUGAUGAAGAUGUAGUUUUUUAUUUGUAUCAUUAUGACUCUCGUUUGAUGGCCAACGGGCCUAUUCAAGAUGAGUCACACGCAAACGGUCAAGAUGGUGUAAAUUCAACCUCAACCCAAAGACCAAGUCGAUCACCACUUCGAUUCGCACGAUUUCGUCAAAGCCGUGUAGCAUCUUUAUCCCCUACGCCUACCCUUGUUGGUGGAGGAAGAAGAAACGCAAGCAGAAGUAGAGGUCGUGAUCAAAGUCAAACUCGUGAUCGCGCUUCAAAUAUGUCAAACGGUGAAAUGAGAGGCAACAGUCGUUUAAGAAGUAUAAGUAGUGUUCGUAAUGGCUCACGGGAUUCACAUGGACUAGCAGAUGUACAAGAAGGUGAACCACAAAAUCAAUCACAACCUACACAAAACGGACAAAAGCCAAACAAGGACGAUCAAGAGCAGCAAAAACCCGCACCCUCAUCAGAUCCAGACAAGCCAUACUUUGCUCGGAUUUUACCGUACUUUCUAUCUCACUUUCUUGGCUAUCGAAGACCUAUUGAUCAAAUCAAUCCUCGCUAUCGUGAUGUGAAACCACAUCCAAGUAUCAUUCCGAUCAUUCAUAAAAUUCCAUUAGCAAUCGAAAGCGUGAUUUGGUCAACUUUUGGAGCAUUCAUUGGAAUUGCAAUCGUACUUCUCGUUUUUACACGACCAAAACAUUUUACUUCAUCUUCUAACGUUCCACCGCAUGCAUGGGCAUCUCCUGCUAUCAUUGGUAGUUUUGGAGCUUCAAGUGUUUUGAUUUAUGCCGUUCCUGCAAGUCCAUUAAGUCAACCACGUUGUUUUGUUGGAGGUCAAUUCCUCUCUGCUUUGAUUGCAGUUUGUAUAACAAAGUUAUUCGCGCUUGCAGGUUCACCAACAUACAAUAUCAUGCUCACCGAUCGUUCUACUUCAAUCGUUUGGAUUGCAGGCGCUUUGGCAACCGCACUUUCUAUCACACUAAUGUCAAUCACCGGUACAAUUCAUCCACCCGGUGGUGCAACGGCCGUUUUAUGUGCUACGAAUCCAGAAGUUUCACGUUUGGGUUGGAAAGUUUUACCUGUUGUGCUAUUGUCAUCCAUGCUGAUGUUAACGUGGAAUUUGAUUUGGAUGAACCUUGGCAGAAGGAAAUAUCCAACCAGCUGGAUGGUUGCAGCUCCUGCUACGGUACAAGAUGGCUAUCUACUAAAGGCAGUUGGUGAUUUUCUCGUAAAAAGAUACAAAAAGGAACAAAAUCCGGUCAAAGAUGUGGAAAAAGCCACAUCAUCAUCUCCCAACCAAACAGGAACAGCAAAUUCGUCACAGCCUACUCCUCAACCUCCUUUGAAAUCAUCCAAUCCUUGGCAAGAUGAAGGAAAUUGGCAAGAAAGCUCAAAGCAAAACGGAUCUGCAGAACCCCAAACAUCUACGCAAGAUGAGCGACCUUCUAGAUGGGAUGCAUCCAAAUGA